AUGACAGAUACCAUCAACAUGACAGACCCCAUCAACAAGACAGACACCAUCAACAAGACAGACACCAUCAACAUGACAGACACCAUCAACAUGACAGACCCCAUCAACAAGACAGACACCAUCAACAUGACAGACACCAUCAACAAGACAGAUACCAUCAACAUGACAGACAUCAUCAACAAGACAGAUACCAUCAACAUGACAGAUACCAUCAACAAGACAAACACUAUCAAUAAGACAGACACCAUCAACAAGACAGACACCAUCAACAUGGCAGACACCAUCAACAAGACAGAUACCAUCAACAUGACAGACAUCAUCAACAAGACAGACACCAUCAACAUGACAGAUACCAUCAACAUGACAGAUACCAUCAACAUGACAGAUACCAUCAACAUGACAGAUACCAUCAACAUGACAGAUACCAUCAACAUGACAGACCCCAUCAACAAGACAGACCCCAUCAACAAGACAGACACCAUCAACAAGACAGACACCAUCAAUAAGACAGACACCAUCAACAAGACAGACACCAUCAACAUGACAGACCCAUCAACAAGACAGACACCAUCAACAAGACAGACACCAUCAACAUGA
Knipowitschia caucasica is the source of this 597-nucleotide messenger RNA. NCBI's taxonomy places the organism in Eukaryota, Metazoa, Chordata, Actinopteri, Gobiiformes, Gobiidae. The record is from the annotation of a GenBank genome assembly.